This is a messenger RNA of Saprolegnia parasitica CBS 223.65, 440 nucleotides long. RefSeq lists its product as hypothetical. Bases 21 to 386 code for a protein of 121 amino acids. The record is from RefSeq and is a predicted model, not a curated record. NCBI's taxonomy places the organism in Eukaryota, Oomycota, Saprolegniomycetes, Saprolegniales, Saprolegniaceae. The transcript has a single exon.
AUUCUCUUUGCCUUCGCAAGAUGGUCAUCUACUACACCAAGCACAACAACACGGUCAUGGAGAAGCUCGGCUUCCGCUCCAAGACGUUCGCCAUGGACGUCAACACCGCGAAAGGCUCCUUCACGUGCAUGAACACCAACACGACGUUCGCGAUCGACGCCAUCGUGGACGCGCAGUGGACCAACGACAAGCACCUGACGCUGCGCGUGCAGCACCACGGCGCCGUCGUCAAGCAGCACCUCAUCUUCGAGAACCACGCCGACCUGCACAUGUUCCUCUCCGAGCUCGGCGUUCACGACGCGGUGCAGAAGCGAGGCAGCGACCGCGGCUCCUUUUCCAACGCGACCUUGCCACCGACGCAAAAGCCCUUCCGCCGUAGCAUUUAGACAUUAAUCUACCUCAUAUUUAUCUUCUCAGAUGCGUACAUUCCUCGGAGCCAU